UGUACUUGUUCAACUGUACAGAGAAUUUUCAAACGGUGAGAGCACCACUGUGCAGGGAUUCAACUGUCGAGACAAAAAGCUAGACUCCACAUGUGGUGUGGACCCAGCGCUUUUAUUUGAUUGUAUUCGACGACAAGGGCUAUAAACAAAAUCAAUACAUGUUCAAUGAUGUACAUACGAUGUACAAUCAUGUACAUUAGUUUGUUCCUCUAUUUGAAACCCCUCCCAAGUUAAGUACAUAGGGGUCUGUGAAUUGUCAACAACGUGCUCUAAAGGUCACGCACGGUGGAUAUUUACUUGUCACUGAGGGAUUUUUUAUCGAUUUUUUGGAGAGAAUUAAAAUGACACCCUCGGGAUCAAGCGGUUGCAGUCAAUUCAGCAAUGAUGACAUCUCUGGAAGUUCUUUUGCAAGUGAAGAGAUACUGGAUAUUCAAGGAAAAUAUCAGCUUGACAAAUGUGUCGAGUGGAUAACAGCACGUGGAAUUGACAAGGUCUGUCUGCAGUUCCCAGAUGCGCUCCUCCAGGACUCUGCGAGAAUAGCCCUUUGUUUUGAAGAUUUCCUGAAUAAAAAAGUUUACAUUCUCGGUGAUACGACAUGCGGCAGUUGUUGCAUAGACGAAGUAGCUGCCAAUCACGUAAACGCCGAUGGAAUCGUUCACUUCGGUCACGCCUGCUUAAAUCCAACGACAAGAUUACCAGUCUUCCACAUUCUACCCAAAAGAGACGUCAACAUUUCGGUUUUAAUCUCAGAGUUUGAGAACAUUUUUCCCGAUGCCGACGAGAAAAUUCUCCUCUUUUACGAUGUCUCACAUUCCCACCAGAUCCAAGCAAUUUGGGAAAAAUUGACAAAGAAGUUUAAAAAAAUCGUUCUUACCACUCUAAACUGCACCUCAAAUAUCGAAUUCGUGGAUACAAAAAAUACAACGAGUCCAGUAAUAUGUGGACGCUGUUGGAGUGUUGAGAAUGGUUACAAGACCGAAGAGUAUACAGCGGUUUUCAUUGGCGAAAACAAUAGGACUCUGGCAUCCCUGGCCAUGAGCAUUCCCACUAAGACAUGGUACUACAUGUCAGGCUCUGAAGUAACGAAAUUUGACGCUGUUUCCAGUCCUUGGGUUAAACGCAGGCGAUAUUUAGUAGAACAAUUGAAGGACGCCAAGACUGUGGGCAUAGUUGUUGCUACUCUAGGCAUAAAAAAUUAUCUCGAGGCUCUUUCUUCAAUAAAACAAAUACUGAAGAAGAAGAAAAAAAAAUCAUACAUAUUCAGUAUUGGAAAGAUUAAUCCAGCAAAGUUGGCUAAUUUUCCUGAGAUCGAUGCCUUCAUCAUCAUAGCUUGUCCCGAAAGCGAUAUAUUCGAUUCAAAAGAUUAUUUCAAACCGCUGCUAACACCUUUUGAAGUAGAUCUGGCCUUCAACACCUCCAGAGCCUUCUCUAUCCACUACUGCCUUGAUUUUCGACAGAUUCUUCCUGGAGGAUCAAACUUCGUGGAGUUCAAUGCUUCAGAUGGCCCAGACCUCUCUCUAAUUUCCAAUGGAAUACGAACAAAUGAAACUGAAGUUUCCACCGAAAGGAUGUCUGCGUUAGCAUGUAAGGACAAUGGAACUAUGGCUAUUGGCAAAGCUGGAGCUAAUUUCUUGGUGAAUCGGUCUUGGCAAGGACUUGAACAGAGAAUAGGGGAGGAUGAUGUCAAAGUCGCUGAGAAGGGUCGGUGUGGACUCCCCGUUAAUUACGAGAACGAACCUAUUCACAAAACUUAAUUGAAUUUUAACUAAAUUAAUUGAUUAAUGUGAAUUGAAUUUAAUAAUUUAUUCGUACAAUUUCAUGCUUUGAUAAAACAUUUUUCUAUGUGUUGGAAAUUAUUGAGUCUAAUUAUUUUUCAUAUAUACGAAGAUUAAAUAUUUAAUGAAGA
Molecule: messenger RNA, 1906 nt
Organism: Diachasmimorpha longicaudata
Lineage: Eukaryota; Metazoa; Arthropoda; Insecta; Hymenoptera; Braconidae
Gene: Dph2
Product: 2-(3-amino-3-carboxypropyl)histidine synthase subunit 2
Exons: 4
Coding region: 342-1754 (470 amino acids)
Biological process (GO): protein histidyl modification to diphthamide
Molecular function (GO): 2-(3-amino-3-carboxypropyl)histidine synthase activity
Source: RefSeq, a predicted model, not a curated record